AUAAUCUCAAACAAAAGCUUGAUUCUUACUUCCUUUCUGACGAUUCUUCUUCCCUAUCUGACUGGAAUAAUUGGAGUUUUCUCUCCUUCUUGGAAUUUGCAAAAAAGAGAAGAGCCUUGUCAAUAAAAAAUAAAAGAGAUCUCCACCAAAGGUUUUCAAACUCUCUAAACGCAAUUCUAAUGUCAGACGCGUCAAGGAAGGUGAAAGAAGUGACUAAGGCUCUGCAGAGUGAGAUGUGUUCGACUAGUGUUGAUUUGUUCUGGAAGGAAGUUCAGACGAAUGAGAAAAUUGCCAUUGCGCAAGCUGAAUAUCAGCGCAAACAAACUUUCAUCGAAUUAAAAAAUGGGUUUGAAAAUGUGCGACAUUUAUUUGUUCUAUGCUUCUUAAUACCG
Messenger RNA from Funneliformis geosporum, 392 nucleotides. NCBI's taxonomy places the organism in Eukaryota, Fungi, Glomeromycota, Glomeromycetes, Glomerales, Glomeraceae. The record is from the annotation of a GenBank genome assembly.